Aspergillus mulundensis is the source of this 1053-nucleotide messenger RNA. RefSeq lists its product as uncharacterized. Bases 1 to 1053 code for a protein of 350 amino acids. The record is from RefSeq and is a predicted model, not a curated record. NCBI's taxonomy places the organism in Eukaryota, Fungi, Ascomycota, Eurotiomycetes, Eurotiales, Aspergillaceae. The transcript has a single exon.
AUGGCCCAGACAGGUCUUCCCGCUGAGUUGAUCUUGCAUAUCGUUGGAAGUCUUAUCCCACCAAGUCCCCCGAUUGCGUUCAGUCAUGGAGACGUUAUCACUCGCACACUCCUCAGUCUGACAUUGGCCUUCAAGCUGGUCUCCCGAGCAGCAAAACGACUGCUCAUCAAGCACUGUCUUUGCAUCGACUCUGCGCAUCGACUCAAUCAGCUACUACAUGAAAACGCCAUAUUAACGACAGGAAGCCGGCUUCCAUCCGUCGGGCUAUUUCUAUCCCCAUUCCCAGCGCACAACCUCAACAUUCCAUCUACGGUCGAUCGGAUAGAUCACCUAUCGACCAUCAUCAGUCAAAACCUGACCCGGCUCGUUAUUGACAUGCCCCUCCGUCAUCUCUACCCCGAAGACGACGUAUAUCAACUACGCCCAAUUCUCCGCACUGCAUUCUCCCGCAUGACCCAGCUCGAAGAAUUCGUCUCCGUACGGGACGAGCUUUACCUUGGUACAUUCAUGCCACAGGGAACGCUAGAGCAAGAACAAGGCCCGAAUCUAGAGCCAGCAGUUUGGUCCUUUUGGCCGAACCUGCAGCGUCUGGGGUUGUACAACGUCGCCGUCGACUCUCGCCAGUUCAUCGAGGGUCUGCGCCGGUGCUCGAACUUGACACACCUUGUUCUUGUCCGACCCGACGGCCUAACCGAGGAUGUAUCCCCGGAGCAAUUGGGGUUGGAAUUCCUGCCAGCACUGCAGCGGCUUAUCAUUGUCAAUACUGGAUUGGGGUUUGUGCAUGAUUUACCGGUUGAUGAGGGUACAUGGAACGAGUCGUUUCUUGGGCAAUUAGAGGCGUUACGGCGCGCUGGUGCAGGAAGUAAGUGCUCGGACUCGGAAUUGGUGAUCAGCUAUCUUUCGCUGAGGAUGCCGUUUGGGAGGGAUGAUGGGGAAGGAGACAUUGCGAUAUGUCAGGAGUGGCUGGGGCAGCAGGCGACGAGUGGUGCACUGUGGACAACAUCGGAUGAUCGUGGAGACUUACUUGACUCCAAUGGUUAUUAUGUGGCUUGA